This is a messenger RNA of Urocitellus parryii (Arctic ground squirrel), 693 nucleotides long. NCBI's taxonomy places the organism in Eukaryota, Metazoa, Chordata, Mammalia, Rodentia, Sciuridae. The record is from RefSeq and is a predicted model, not a curated record.
GAGAAGAGGACUUCAAAGCUGGGAAGAAUGACUUCUUGCAGCGGCAGCGGCUGUGGGUCCACACAGGUGCAGGCUGCUCCUGAGGGCGGCCACCAGCGCUACGGAGUCCGGUCCUACCUGCACCAGUUUUACGAAGACUGCACGGCCUCCAUCUGGGAGUACGAGGAUGACUUCCAGAUCCAGAGGUCACCCAGCCCGUGGAGCUCUGUAUUCUGGAAGGUCGGACUCAUCUCGGGCACAGUCUUCGUGAUUCUCGGACUGACUGUUCUGGCAGUGGGCUUCCUUGUGCCCCCCAAGAUCGAGGCGUUUGGCGAAGCCGACUUCGUGGUGGUCGACCGGCACGCCGUGCAGUUCAACGGCGCCCUCGACCUGUGCAAGCUGGCGGGGGCCGUGCUCUUCUGCAUCGGGGGCACGUCCAUGGCGGGGUGCCUGCUCAUGUCGGUGUUCGCCAAAAGCUACUCCAAAGAAGAAAAAGUGCUUCAGCAAAAGUUUAAAGAGCGAAUCGCCGACCUCAAGGCCCACACCCAACCCAUCACCAAGGCACCGGGCCCAGGGGAAACCAAGAUUCCAGUCACUCUGUCCAGGGUUCAAAAUGUCCAGCCUCUCUCCGCCACCUGACACCCUCCCCGCCCUUCCCCCUCUCUGAGUCACACACAUUGUUCAGAGGCGUUGGCCAGCUUCCCUGGUGAAGGA